This is a messenger RNA of Nezara viridula (southern green stink bug), 381 nucleotides long. Lineage: Eukaryota; Metazoa; Arthropoda; Insecta; Hemiptera; Pentatomidae. The record is from the annotation of a GenBank genome assembly.
AUGAAACCCGUUCCGAGAAUAUUGCUUUCAUGUCCACUGUUUAUUAUCAUAUUUAAGCUUGAGAAACUAACAAACGUUACAAGGUAUCGAAUACCAAAAUUUUUGGGACCUCUUAAAUUUAAAAACUAUCCACUAGUUACAAUGCCAAACAGAGGUUGUUAUAAAAGGAAGACUAUUGAUGAACCUAAGCCAAAGGACGAAAAGCCUGCUGAAAAGGAACACGAUAAGGAGGUUAAAAAGUCCAAGGGUAAGACGAAUAGUCAGCAAAAACGAAGAGACAAAUCGCAGAAGCCUGCAGUGACCACCCCGUUACCCCUACAAGUAAAUAAAACGAGUGAACCACCACUACCUAGGCAUCUUGCAACCAAACAGACUCCAUAA